Molecule: messenger RNA, 1277 nt
Organism: Exophiala xenobiotica
Lineage: Eukaryota; Fungi; Ascomycota; Eurotiomycetes; Chaetothyriales; Herpotrichiellaceae
Exons: 1
Coding region: 416-1171 (251 amino acids)
Source: RefSeq, a predicted model, not a curated record
AGGAUUCAGCUAACUUCCCAAAAGAGAACUACAUCCAUAUCGGGUCGAUGACACCCUCGCACAAGCAUCAAGCGGUCUCCUGCGGAACUGACCAAUCACGCAUAGGAUUGCCCGAUUUCUCGCCCGCGAGGCUGUCAGACGGCACCAAUGUUUGCCCGACGACCUCUUCAGGUAACAGAGAUGUCGUUGUGUCGCACACAGACUUGUUAUGCCUCCGUAUGUGGAAGACUUGAACUUCAGCUCAGGCCCCCGAGAGCGGAAUUGACAACCAGAGUCCUUGUCGUCUCUUCCGCCCCUUAGGGCCGGAGAUCGAAUAUAAAGUUGUGGUAAAUGUGCUGGAGCAGAAACAGCCAUACUCACAAUCAUUAACACCAACAACGAUACCAACUCCACAAAAGCCAUCUGGGUCUAAAACAUGUCUCAGUCACCUUUCCCAGCUUUGCCUGUCUGCCAGGUCACCCUUCCGUCCAAUCCACUCAUCAACGCUGCCCUGGCAUACGCAAGGGAGCAUACCAGUGAAUGCACCGUUAACCACUGCCUGCGCGCCGCCGCGUUUGCCCUGCUUCUCGCGCGUAAGCUCCCACCGUUAGCAGCUGCAAACCUCGACCUCGAGGCUGUUGUGCUGGCCAGCAUCCUACAUGACAUGGGCUGGGCAACGACCAAAUCACUCCUGUCCAACGACAAACGUUUCGAAGUCGACGGAGCCAACAUCGCGCGGGACUUUAUCAAGUCUUCAACCGCAUCCCGGGCUGAUGGCUGGGACAAGCACCGCCUUCAGCUCCUGUGGGAUGCCAUCGCUCUGCACACCACGCCCUCGAUCGCUCACCACAAGGAGCCCGAGGUCUUUGCGACGCAGCUGGGUAUUACGGCCGAUUUUCUUGGGCCAAACAUUCCCAUUCCGGGCAACCCGAUCACCGUGGAAGAAUACAAGGAGAUCGUCAAGGCUUUCCCCCGCCUUGGCUUCAGCGACCAGGUGGUCGAGAUUCUCUGUAGUUUUUGUCGGGACAAGCAGGAGACCACAUUCGAUAACUUUGUGUCGGACUUCGGAAAGACCUACGGGCUCGACGGGAAAGGUACAGGAAAGGAGGAGUGGACCAAAUUGUGCGAGGAGAAAAGUAUCAGCAGGGCCAUGAUGCGUGCUUUGGAGGGUUGCAAGCAGUGGGAUGAUUGAAGCUUGCCUGAACUUGCUGCAGGCUCCGACUAACCCAUUACACGUCUCACAAUGUAGUGUUUGUUGCGAGUGAUGAGCGAACAUGUAGACCUCUUCUGGGUGCUCG